This is a messenger RNA of Cladophialophora immunda, 3875 nucleotides long. RefSeq lists its product as uncharacterized. The transcript is spliced from 3 exons. NCBI's taxonomy places the organism in Eukaryota, Fungi, Ascomycota, Eurotiomycetes, Chaetothyriales, Herpotrichiellaceae. The record is from RefSeq and is a predicted model, not a curated record. The coding region runs from base 258 to 1895 and encodes 545 amino acids. Gene Ontology annotation, cellular component: plasma membrane. Gene Ontology annotation, biological process: transmembrane transport. Gene Ontology annotation, molecular function: transmembrane transporter activity.
GCCACGGUGCCAGCGGAAGCAGACAUCAUAGCUGCCGCAUUGGAAUCUGCCUUCUCGUCCAUCAUCUGUUUCGUUCUUCUUUUCACUUCUCUCUACAGCUAGUAUCAGCAUUUCCAUCCAUCUCUCUUUCCAACUUCUAUUCAUCCUCGCACACUCGUUGUCGUGCUUUACGUCACCGGAAAAGGGUCGCGCGUCCACCUGGGGUUCCUGUCCGAGUGCGCAGGCCUGGUUCGAGUUAACGAGAUCGCGUCGCAAUCAUGGCUCACCAAGGACAAGCUGCUGAAUACUACAAUCAGAACAUGGAAGACGCUCCCUAUCAACAACAGAAUUAUCAGCAGUAUCCUCCACCUACUGGGGCGCCGCAACAGCCAUAUCCGCCCCUUCAGCAGCCCUACCAACCUCAAGAACCAAAGUAUACCGUUGCCCCUCCAACCUACGGCGACAACUUUGUUGCUCCUCAAGACGACAAACAGACCUUCCAAGAGACUUUCAAGAUCCAGAAACCUAAGUUUCAUGAUGUGUGGGCAGGAUUGCUGCUCAUCGCAACCUUCUGCGGAUUUGUCGCCGUUUCAGGACUCACCCUAUACCGCUACUCUAAAUACCAUAGUUUUAAUGGAGGAGGGAUCUACGGAGCCUCGAACGAUUUCUCCCUCGACACCAAUACCAUUAUCCUCUUCGCCUUUAUCCUAUGUGUUGGCCUGGUCUUCUCCUGGGCCUACUUCCUCGCCGCUCGUGCCUUCACGAAGCAAUUCGUCUGGUUGACGGGCAUUCUUAAUUGUGCCUUGGCUGUCGGCACCGCCGUUUACUAUCUGUAUCGACAUCUGUGGGGAGCAGGCAUUGUCUUUGCGGUAUUUGCCGUCUUUGCCAUCAUCUGCUUCAUCAGCUGGAUCCCACGCAUCCCUUUCGCAGUGGUGAUGCUACAACAAACAAUGGACAUUGCGAGAAUGAGGCGAGUCCAUGUAUUCUUGGUCAGCUUUAUUGGCGGUAUUGCUAGCGUGGCAUUCGCUGCAUGGUUCUCGGUCACUCUCGUUGCGAUUUACACGUCCUACAUGCCUGGCAAUUCCGGCAGCACGGCCAAUCCAUCGUGCCCAACUGCAGACUGCUCAAGCGGCAAAGUCAUCGGACUCGUGGUGUUUGUGACCUUUGCGGGUUAUUGGAUCACAGAAUGGAUGAAAAACACCAUUCAUACCACCAUUGCCGGAGUCUACGGUUCCUGGUAUUUCUGCGCCGGGAAACCGGGUGGCAUUCCACGAGGCGCAACCGCUGGAGCCUUGAGGCGAGCAACGACAUACUCCUUCGGCUCCAUCUCCUUUGGCAGCCUUAUUGUUGCACUUAUCAACAUGCUUCGACAAGCCUGCAGCAUUGCCCAGCAACAAGAAGCCUCGGAUGGGAACAUCAUUGGGACCAUUAUGUUUUGUAUUCUUGGUUGCUUUAUCAGCCUCCUGGAUUGGUUGGUUCAAUUCAUCAACAGGUACGCCUUCUCUCACAUUGCUCUUUACGGGAAGGCAUACAUCCCGGCAGCUAAAGAUACGUGGACAAUGAUGAAAGACCGCGGCGUCGACGCCCUGGUCAACGACUGUCUCGUGGGCCCUGUCUUGACGAUGGGAAGCGUCUUCGUGGCAUACGUCUCCGCGCUGCUGGCUUACCUGUAUCUGGAAUUCACUCAUCCGGCAUACAACGACGGACGGACUUUCACGCCAGUCAUCAUGGCGUUUGCUUUCCUCAUCGGACUGCAGAUUUGCCAGACUUUUACGACCCCAAUCGGAUCUGGAGUCGACACCAUCUUUGUUGCCAUGGCUUGGGAUCCCCAGGUCGCCAUGACAGAUCAUCCCGAAUUCUGGGAGCGACUCGUGCAUGUCUACCCUCGGGUCCAACAAGUCCUAGGUGGUGUAUGAAGGCGGUCUUUUGUGGCGUGUGGAAGAUUCUGCGACACUUUGGUCACGCACACUUUGGUGAGCGGUCGACCUUUGGAACAAACUGUGGCCUAGUCCAUUGGACAGUUCAUUUAAGUUCCAUGGCCCGAAAUGCAAAUGUUCCUUCAACAGAUGGGCACACUCCAAAGUCCGAGGUCCUCCCGCGGUAGCAGUCAUAGCCCUUUAGUGCUUCACUCUCGGCAGUGAUUGACAGAUCACGAUGAUGUUGAAGAAAGCUAGUUGCACUCACGGGUAAGCCAGGCUGAGAGCCACAGCCGGAUCGACAGUUGUCGUCUUCGGUACAUGCCCGCCUUACUACGACAGACUGGAUCCACGUAUGCGCACGAAAGUCGUGGCAACCUCGCCGGUCUCAGUCGUCAUUGCCAAGUAAUUGCGAUUCAGACACUGACAUAGGUAUUCGUGCUGACCGAAGACUCGGUGGGUGCUGUCUGGUACUUUCAGUGUUGUACCAGUGCUGGGUGUGGACAUGCAGCAUGAGUCACGGCAAACCGAGCGACAUCCAUCACUGUUGCUUGCAUCUCGAUUUGGGAGACAUGCAAGUCGGCACAAUACUAGAUUUCCAUGAAGGCUUUUUGCGGUCGACCAGCCAGUCCAAUCAUGUACCGGUGGCGCGAUUUUUUUCACAGGAGACUGAUUCGUCUCCCUGAGCAUUAGACUCGGUGCUCCAAUUGGUUUCCAGUGACCGACAGUUUGUGUAACCCAAUCUAUUGGCCUGCUGGGAGGAUUUGCUGCCUUGCCCUUCCACAUGUCAGGAACUGAUCGGCCAAGCACCAAAGGCAGGAAAUUUGAGCAGCCACUCGCCCCGUUGAGGCUUCAGGGGUACCCCAAGUUGGACCCGCGUCUCAUUGGUUUCAUCAUCGAGGUUUCAGCAAGCGAAGCUGAGCCUGGGAGGCGAGCCACACUCACCGAAACGUGGCGCAGUCUGAUAGGAAGGUCUCAGACAGCGAUAGUCACAUCUGUCGCAAUUGUUGCUUUGGAAAAGUGGCCCGACUGGACGCUCCGCCUGGGGUGGUGUCGAUACUGCGCCACUGCUGGCGUGCAGAGGAUGAACGAAACAUGCCCAAAAUACCCAGUCCAACGAGGUGCCAGAGUUGCGCACUUCAUCAACAUGUGCCGGAAGUCCAACACGUCAACCAAAAGUCCACAUGUCUUUGGCCUGCCUCGAUUUCUUGUGGAGGCGUGAAAUCACCGCAGAUCAACGACACCUAUCUCUUCUGGAUCUCUCUUAUUAUUUGUCGCAUCUCGGGGCAAUCAAGUGAGGGCGGAUGCUGCAAGGAAGACAGACCAAAGGGCAACCCAAAAUCCCCCAGCACUUGUACCUUGCAUGCAUGCUGCAUCUCCCGUUGCAUGUCCUGCAUGGUCUCUCGUUUCGGCCGCGUGCUAUUCGCGACCUAGCAUCUCACGAGUCAGUGUUCUUUCAGCUUCUAUGACUGCCAACACCUUGGGCAGCGAGAGAUCAAGACGAGGCACUAGGCUGAGACGACACGGACGCCGGGCGUUGGAUGGGCCGACAAGGUUGAUGCUCGUCUUUCAGCUUACUUGUGCACGGGCUUGUUGCCACGAGACGCUCACGACGGAGAGGCCGCGUAGAUCAGUGCGUGUUGUGAGAUGGCGAAAAGACUUCGGACGUCAACAAUUGGAUUACAUUACUUGCACCUGACCGGAUACCCGAUCGGAUCUCCGCCAGUCGCAUUACGUAUCAUAUCGAGGCCUGGCCAUUGAAGUAGGCGGACGUAGCGACGGCUAUAUUUAGCUGGCUCGCACUGUCUCACGCGACCUUGUCGAGUAAACUCUCAGAGCCCGUCCGUGACAGUGUGCUUGGUUAUUUCAAAUCGAUGAUGCGUGCCAGUAGAGCGAUGACAAGAAGUAAUUCCUGUAGACGAGGCAUGAUCUCCCAGCUUGCGGGAUGCUCGAUUUUAGCCGCGCAACCCGAUCAGAUCA